Messenger RNA from Acanthamoeba castellanii str. Neff, 2793 nucleotides. RefSeq lists its product as uncharacterized. NCBI's taxonomy places the organism in Eukaryota, Discosea, Longamoebia, Acanthamoebidae. The transcript has 10 exons. The coding region runs from base 1 to 2793 and encodes 930 amino acids. The record is from RefSeq and is a predicted model, not a curated record.
AUGCCAGGGCGCUUCGCUGACCUGCUUAAGGCUGCGACGGCCGACUACGAUGAUGGCGGUGAGGCGAGUGCUGCCGCCGCCGCGCUGUUUCCGCCGAACGAGAAGGGCGGAAGGCAGGCGAGGGUGGGCCAGAUCGUCCGCCUGGCCCUGGCAUCGCUCGUCGGCUGCCUGCUGUGCUCGUCCGUGCUCAGCCUGCCACGUUCGGCCGCCGUCGCCGCCGUCUCCCGCCUGGCCCACACGCCCGGCGAGUGGCUCAUGGCGCGCAUCGGCUUCGAGCGCGCCCUGGCCAAGUCCGCCGAGGAGCUGCGUGCGGCCUGCCAGUCGGAGGAGGAGGAGGAGGCCUUCAACGACGAGCCGCCACCUCAGCCACGGAAGGUCAAGCGCUCAGCUUCGCCUAGUGGCCGUCAAGUCCGCGCAAGCCCGAGCCCGAGCCCGAGCCCGAGCCCGAGCCCGAGCUUGAGCGCGAGCGCCGAUACGCGGCAGAGUUUUGUCGUGGACGACGAUGACGAUGACGGGAUCGUGCUGCUGAAGGUGGAGCCGGAUGAGGAGAAGGACGGCGCUGAUGAGCUUCCAGCGAUCUUGACCUGCCGACCACUAGCGCUCACGCGACCGCGACCACAGGCGAAGGCCGAGACCGAGAGCGCGCGGCCGAAGAAGAGAGUGAGAAUCGCGGUGCGCCCGGAGGACCUGGAGACUGGUGAUGACGAACUUCAAGACGACACAGACGAGUCGCCGGCAGGUGGUCCGCCCCUACGGGGCAGGUCGAGCGCCGCCGACUCCAUCGACGUGGCAGUCGCGCCACGCAGCGAGAAAGUCGGACCAUUGGCCAAUGGCUGCGCGAUCAAGCAAGAGGCCGAUCGCGUGACGCCCAAGUCGGAGCAGCAGCCGCCGACGAGGGAUCCACAACCGGCGGUCGCCUUCAUUGUCACGUUGCGCGAGCUGUACGAAGAUGUGAUUCCACACCUCGACCUGUCGACCUGCAUUGACCUGCUCAAGGAUGCGGGCCAGCAGUUGGUGCCGUUCCUGCUCGGGCUCACCCGCACGCUGUCUGACGAGGUCCACCACCUGCGCCUGGAGGUGUCUCACCUGUAUCGCCGCGAGACCAUCAACAAGCGCGAGAGCGACCUCGCGGGCCAACGCGAGAUCGGCACCACGCUCGAUGCGUGGAAGGCCAAGAUGGACACCCUGGCCACCCUCUACCAGAUUCUCGAACACCUCUUUCGCCAUCUCACCACCAUCACCACCUCAUCAUCACCACCUCCACCAUCUUCAUCCUCUUCAUCUUCAUCAUCUCUGCUCGCCUCCUGCUGCGCUUACUUCGAUACGCCCAACGCGCGCCCGGUCGAGGUGCUCGAGUCGCUCUACGCCCACUUCACGAAGCUCUUCACGCAGUGCCAGAACUUCUUCCUCGCCGGACUGGUGAUCAAGGUCCUGCUCGCGCUCACCCGCGGCUUCCGCAAGCGCAAGUACAUCGCGUUCCCCAUCUACCGCGGCCUCUCGUCCGUCUUCCCGUCGAUGCACUUCCUCCCCUCCUUCCCGCGCUCCCUCGCACUCGGUCGACUCCCGCCACUGCCAGAAAAGUGGUUGAGCGGGGCGGCAGUCCAAGAAAGCGACGGCGCUGUUCCGUUUUGCGUCUACGUCGCCUUUCUGCUCCGGUCCCUUUCUUCUCUGCUCCCGCACUCCAAGCUCACGUUCGCGCUCAUCGACUUCCUGUGCACGAGGGAACUCGAGUACCACCACGUCUUCGCGUCCAUGCACCAGCGCAGCGUGCCCACCUUUUUGAGUGGGGUUCUGGUGCCCGUGAGCGGGCAUUGCGCGUCGCUGCUUGCGACCGCCGAGCGUGCUCAAGUGCUGAGCUCGUCCGGCGGCAUCUGCAGCCUCACGCUCGACUACCUGUCCCUGGCUACCCCAUCCGGGGCGGAUGCCAGGGUGCAAACGGUGCUGGCGGCCUGCAAGCGGGUGUUCGCAGCGCUGGAGCAAUGCAUGCGGAGUCUGCUGGCCGCUGUGUCGAGCCCAGCAGGCGGCGACGAUGAGGAGGAAGAAGCAGAGCGCCUGCCGCCGUCUGACCCGUCAUCGCAGCACCGGGGCGAGGCACUGUCAUUCCUGUCGCAGCUGGCGAGCUACGGCCAGGGCCUGCUCGAGGAGGUGCUGGUCAUCGACCUCAAGUCGCCCAAGAUGCGCGAGUUUCUGAGCGAUGUGAAGAGCACAUGCGGUCCCGGCAUCGAGACCGCGACCAGUGCCGGCCGGGAGGACCUCACACGGCCCCACCACGACCGUCACCAUCCGCGCGCUCGCAACGCCGACGAUGACGAUGACGAAGAAGAUGAAGAGGAGGAGCUUCUGAGCAGCGAAGACGACGACGAGGCGGAGGGAACGACGGGCUUUCCGUUCACGCUGCGCCGGAGGGGCGACCCCGCGGAGGAGUGGGGCCUUCCCGGAGAUGCGAAUGACCCACGCCGCGCACCCGGCAGCUGCUUCGAUGGUGAUGACGAUCGCGAUGGCGACCACGACCACGACGACGACGACGAUGAUGACGACGCGUCCCUCGAUGAGGACGCCAGCUUCGAGGUCUACGGCGAAGACGAGCUGUGCGACUCGGAGGAGGACGAAGAGGACGACCAUGGUGGCACGGCAGCGCGACGCCACACACAGGGCGGCGACGCCGACAGCAACGACAACGACUUGUACGAAUACGACCCACUGCUGACGGUGCUCGAUGGCUACAAGUCCGCCGCAGGCGCUUCGGAUGACGCCAACGGUGACGAUGAGUUCCGGGUCGUCUUCCACAAAUAA